GCGUCACAGACCUUUGUGGAAGCAGCAACAGCUCCCAUCCUUCCAACCUUUCUGGAGAAGCUGUGGCCUGAUGGUGAGCCAAAUAGGCUGGGGGGGGAGAAGAGGGCGGCUGGGGCGGUGGGGAGACCUGGGGCCUGGAUCAGUGCCCCUGCUCCCCAUGCCACUGCCACCUCCUCCUCCUCCUUCAUGCCGGGGACCUGGGGGAGGGAGGAUCUCCAUCUUCUCUCUGUCCCCUGCCCCUCAUACAAGAAGCUCCCCCUCCUCAUUUUCCCCUCCCACCCCAAGGCCCCCUUGCUCAGUGCUACAGGGGACAGGGGCUCAGCCUUGCCACAGUGCUCUCCCCACCCCAGCCACCCCCCCAACACAGGCUCAACCUGCAAUGACACCUGCCUCUGCAUCUCCCUCCUGGGGAUCCCACUCUACCCCACCCCUGGCCUCGGCAACUCCCCCUCCCUCACACCAGUGCCCCCAGGACUCUCCUGGGCUGCGGGUAGGCCCUUUGAUCCCUGAACAGGAUUAUGAGCGGCUGGAGGACUGUGACCCUGAGGGGUCCCAAGACUCACCCAUCCACGGGGAGGAGCAGCAACCCCUGCUUCAUGUCCCUGAAGGGCUCUGCGGCUCCUGGCAUCACAUCCAGAACCUGGACAGCUUCUUCACCAAGAUCUACAGCUACCACCAGCGGAAUGGCUUUGCCUGCAUCCUGCUGGAGGAUGUCUUCCAGUUGGGACAAUUCAUUUUCAUUGUCACCUUCACAACCUUCCUCCUUCGAUGUGUGGAUUACAAUGUUCUCUUUGCCAACCCACCAAGUAACCGUACGAGACCUGGGCCGUUCCACAGCAAAGUGACCUUGUCAGAUGCCAUCCUACCCUCAGCCCAGUGUGCUGAGAGGAUCCGCUCCAGCCCGCUGCUCGUCCUCCUCCUGGUCCUGGCUGUGGGCUUCUGGCUGGUCCAACUGCUUCGCUCAGUCUGCAACCUCUUCAGCUACUGGGACAUCCAGGUGUUUUACAGGGAGGCCCUGCACAUCCCCCCGGAGGAGCUGAGCUCGGUUCCCUGGGCAGAGGUGCAGUCCCGCCUCUUGGCGCUGCAGCAGAGCGGGGGCCUGUGCGUGCAGCCGCGGCCCCUGACGGAGCUGGACGUCCACCACCGCAUCCUGCGCUACACCAACUACCAGGUGGCGCUGGCCAACAAGGGCCUGCUGCCGGCCCGCUGCCCGCUACCCUGGGGAGGCAGUGCCGCUUUCCUCAGCCGCGGCCUGGCGCUCAAUGUCGACCUGCUGCUCUUCCGCGGUCCCUUCUCGCUCUUCCGCGGGGGCUGGGAGCUGCCGCACGCCUACAAGCGCAGCGACCAGCGGGGUGCCCUGGCAGCGCGCUGGGGGCGCACAGUGCUGCUGCUGGCCGCCCUGAACCUGGCGUUGAGCCCACUGGUGCUGGCCUGGCAGGUGCUGCACGCCUUCUAUAGCCACGUGGAGCUGCUGCGGCGCGAGCCCGGCGCGCUUGGGGCGCGCGGCUGGUCCCGCCUGGCGCGCUUGCAGCUGCGCCACUUCAACGAGCUGCCGCACGAGCUGCGCGCGCGCCUGGCGCGCGCCUACCGCCCCGCCGCCGCCUUCUUGCGCACCGCUGCGCCCCCCGCGCCCCUGCGCGCGCUGCUGGCCCGCCAGAUCGUUUUCUUCGCGGGCGCACUCUUCGCCGCGCUGCUUGUGCUCACCGUCUACGACGAGGACGUGCUGGCAGUGGAGCACGUGCUCACCGCCAUGACCGCGCUUGGGGUCACCGCCACCGUGGCCAGGUCUUUCAUUCCCGAAGAGCAGUGCCAGGGUCGUGCGCCGCAGCUUCUGCAGACCGCCCUGGCCCACAUGCACUACCUCCCGGAGGAGCCUGGCCCCGGUGGCAGGGACCGCGCGUACCGGCAGAUGGCGCAGCUGCUGCAGUACCGAGCGGUCUCCCUCUUGGAGGAGCUCCUGUCCCCGCUCCUCACCCCGCUGUUUCUGCUUUUCUGGUUCCGCCCUCGUGCCCUGGAGAUUAUCGACUUUUUUCAUCACUUCACUGUGGAUGUGGCUGGGGUUGGGGACAUCUGUUCCUUUGCCCUUAUGGAUGUGAAGCGCCACGGCCACCCUCAGUGGCUCUCGGCGGGACAGACUGAGGCCUCGCUGUCUCAGCGUGCGGAGGAUGGCAAGACUGAGCUUUCUUUGAUGCGGUUCUCCCUGGUGCAUCCGCUCUGGCGCCCCCCAGGGCACAGCUCUAAGUUUCUUGGGCACCUCUGGGGCCGAGUACAACAAGAUGCAGCUGCCUGGGGCGCCACCUCGGCUCGCAGCCCCCCCACCCCGGGGGUGCUCAGCAAUUGCACCUCGCCCCUGCCUGAGGCCUUCCUGGCCAACCUCUUCGUGCACCCUCUCCUGCCUCCGAGGGAUCUGAGCCCGACAGCCCCCUGUCCAGCUGCAGCCACAGCCAGCCUCCUCGCCUCCAUUUCCCGAAUUGCCCAGGACCCCAGCUCUGUGUCCCCAGGAGGCACUGGGGGCCAGAAGCUGGCCCAGCUCCCAGAACUUGCUUCUGCCGAGAUGAGUCUCCAUGCCAUCUACCUGCACCAGCUUCACCAGCAGCAGCAGCAGGAGCCGUGGGGCGAGGCUGCAGCCUCCGUCCUGUCCAGGCCCUACUCCAGCCCCUCACAGCCACCCUCGCCUGAUGAGGAGAAGCCAUCCUGGUCAAGUGAUGGCUCCAGUCCUGCCUCCAGCCCCAGACAACAGUGGGGAACCCAGAGGGCCCGGAAUCUGUUCCCUGGAGGGUUUCAGGCGACAACAGACACCCAGAAGGAGCCUGAUGAGGCCUCUUGCACUGACUGAGACGACUCCUCAGGGUACCCUGGCUUCCGCAGCCACAGGAGAUUGGAGGGUGGAGUGGAAGAACACAAGGAGCCAUUGCUAGAGGCCCCAUAGAUGACAGGCCCAGGUGCUUUAGUUGGGCAGCACCUGGGAGUCAGUGAGGAACUCGCCCUGAGAACAGAGAAAAGGUAGGAGAGGAGAUGCUGAUGGCAUCUGGAAACAAGUCUUAGAGAUGGUCCCCACCCGGAAGGGAUAAGGGGAGACACCCCCAACUGCAGUGUGUCCUGGAGCAGUUGCCUGGGAAGAAGUCCUCGAGUUUCCUCAAGGUAGGGGACAGAGGUCAAGGAUGAGGCCAAGCUACAUGGAAGGGUGACAGUGAGGCAGGUGCACUUUAAGGCUGUGGAUUCGUCACACUGGCGGCUGCCAGCGCACUUUCAGUUCCCUGGGGCUUGCAGGGGAUGGGGACUUGUGAGUGGAAAGACGAGAGGGCUGAUGUUUUUGGACUUCAGCACCGGUGUGAUGUCUGAGGAAGUGGGUGUGGCUUCCCAUCCUGUAUGAAAUAAGCAGUAAAGCUUGCUCACGGCUGUUGCA
Molecule: messenger RNA, 3406 nt
Organism: Mandrillus leucophaeus (drill)
Lineage: Eukaryota; Metazoa; Chordata; Mammalia; Primates; Cercopithecidae
Gene: ATG9B
Product: autophagy related 9B
Exons: 14
Coding region: 71-2836 (921 amino acids)
Biological process (GO): protein localization to phagophore assembly site; autophagy of mitochondrion
Cellular component (GO): phagophore assembly site; autophagosome
Source: RefSeq, a predicted model, not a curated record